Gekko japonicus is the source of this 3076-nucleotide messenger RNA. It is a transcript of the gene PLG, whose product is annotated as plasminogen. The record is from RefSeq and is a predicted model, not a curated record. Gene Ontology annotation, biological process: proteolysis. Gene Ontology annotation, cellular component: extrinsic component of plasma membrane. Bases 162 to 2480 code for a protein of 772 amino acids. Gene Ontology annotation, molecular function: serine-type endopeptidase activity; signaling receptor binding. NCBI's taxonomy places the organism in Eukaryota, Metazoa, Chordata, Lepidosauria, Squamata, Gekkonidae. The transcript has 19 exons.
UUAGGGAUACCAAACUCCUGUAAAGAACAGAGUACAUCCCAACGCAGAGAACAGCUGCAAGUUGCUGCAUCUUCAAGGAACUGGCUAGACAGGGGUCAAGACUCUGGUCUGCUCCAAUACGACAGUUCAAGGAGAUAUACUGGAUAACUAUGUGAGGACCGAUGGUGCUUGGAUACUUGGUCAGAAAAAACAGUUCUACAGUACUCUCAGUAGAGAAGAAUGUGCUGAGAAAUGUGAAGCUGAACAAACAUUUCUCUGCAGACCAACAAUGUAUUACAUUAGCUGACAACAGCAAAACAACAGUGAUGUUCAGAAGGUCAGAUGUAGUUCUCUUUGAAAAAAGAAUUUACCUUCUUGAAUGCCGGUCUGGAAAUGGACAGGACUACAGAGGAACUGUAUCUAAGACUCAAAGCAAUAUACCAUGCCAAAAAUGGGCAGCGAGGAGCCCUCACGUACCCAAUUAUUCACCUGAUACUUAUCCUGACGCUGGAUUAGAAGAAAACUACUGCAGAAAUCCUGAUAAUGAUGAGAAAGGUCCCUGGUGCUACACAACAGACCGUGGAACCAGAUAUGAUUAUUGUAACAUCACAGAAUGUGAAGACCUGUGUAUGCACUGCAGUGGGGAAAACUAUCGAGGCAAAGUCUCCCAAACAGAAUCUGGAAUUGAAUGCCAGGCCUGGGAUUCUCAAGAACCUCACAGUCAUGGAUAUUACCCUUCAAAUUUUCCAGAAAAGAAUCUGAGGAAGAAUUAUUGCCGUAAUCCUGAUGGGGAGCCUCGUCCUUGGUGUUUCACCACCAGUGUGACUAAACGCUGGGAAUUUUGUAAUAUUCCACGUUGCGCUACGCCCCCACCAACAUCUGGCCCUGGGCGUCAUUGCCUUGUGAAAAAUGGGGAGGACUACCGAGGCACAGUAUCUGUCACAGUAUCAGGAACUGCAUGCCAACCCUGGAGUGCCCAGGAACCCCACAAACAUAGUAGGACUCCUGAGAACUAUCCUUGCAAAGCUUUAGAUGAAAAUUAUUGUAGAAACCCUGACGGAGAGACCUCACCUUGGUGCUACACCGCAAACCCCAACAAACGAUGGGAAUACUGCAAUAUUCCUAAUUGUCAUAGCACAGCAGCAGCUACUGAAAUAGUUCCUGUUGUUCUUCCUGAGCAAUCUGCAGCCAUUGAAGACUGCUAUGAAGGCAAUGGUGAACAUUACCGGGGCACAAUGUCAUCAACCAUCACAGGAAAGAAGUGUCAGGCAUGGAGCUCUAUGAGGCCUCAUCGUCACACUAAAACCCCAUUGGAAUUCCCACAAGCAGACCUGAGGAAGAACUACUGCAGAAAUCCAGACGGUGAUAAAGCCCCCUGGUGUUACACUACUGAUCCUAGUACCAGAUGGGAGUUCUGUAACCUACAGAAAUGUACCAAUCAAAGGCAGCAACUUCAGACGACAAUGACACCAAACCUUGGUAUGACUUCUACCCCAAAUGCAGACUGCAGGUCUGGUAAUGGUAAAGACUACCGUGGAAAGACUGCACAAACAGCAAAUGGCAAAACUUGUCAAGAAUGGAGUUCACAGUCACCUCAUAAGCAUGAUUUUUUCACACCACGAACUCACCCAAAUUCAGGUCUGGAAAGAAAUUAUUGCAGAAAUCCAGAUGGUGAUAUUAACGGACCUUGGUGCUAUACCACAGACCCCCAAAAAAGUUGGGACUACUGUGACAUCCCAAAUUGCCCUCCUCCUGAAUACGAAUGUGGGAAAGCCAAAUAUGAACCAAAUCGGUGUUUCGGAAGGAUUGUUGGUGGGUGUAUUUCAAAACCCCAUUCUUGGCCAUGGCAGAUCAGUGUCCGAACAAGUUUCAAUAUGCACUUCUGUGGAGGCACUUUGAUAGAUCCACAGUGGGUUCUGACUGCCACUCACUGCUUAGAACGGUCAUCAAGACCUUCUGCUUACAAAGUGGCACUUGGUUUACACAGGGAGAGGGCUAUGGAGCCAUCAGUACAAGUCCGUAAUGUUGAAAAGAUGUUCAAGGAACCAAGUGGCGCAGAUAUUGCCUUGCUGAAACUGAGCAGCCCUGUUCCGAUCACCAAUGAGAUAAUUCCCGCAUGUUUGCCUUCAGCCAAUACUGUGGUAGCAGACAGAGCAGAAUGCUUUGUCACAGGAUGGGGUGAAACAAAAGGAACUGGCGGAGAAGGCACUCUGAAGGAGACUGGCUUCCCUGUAAUUGAAAACAAACAGUGUAAUCGGCCUGAAUUUCUGAAUGGCAGAGUCAGAAGCACUGAACUCUGUGCUGGUAAUAUUGACGGUGGUACGGAUAGUUGUCAGGGUGACAGUGGAGGGCCUCUAGUCUGUGAAGAGCAGGGAAAAUAUGUCCUGCAGGGAGUCACCUCCUGGGGUCUUGGCUGUGCCCAGCCUAUGAAGCCUGGCGUUUAUGUUCGAGUAUCUAAGUUUGUUCCAUGGAUUGAAAGAAUAAAGAGUGAAAACCCAUGACUUCCUGUUGAAAGUAGCAUGUACAAAAAGAAUGAUUCUGGUUGCAAUGUUAUAAAAAAUUACAUGAAAGGAAAAUAAAUAUGUAAAUCCUGUGAGCUACACAACCAGAUAGCCUUGUUUUUGGUGCCUUCUUUCAACAUGUUCUGUGUUCUUCAAAACAUACACAGCUCAUCAGCAAGACACUUGAGCAUGUUGAGUGAUAUACUGUUUUGUUUUAGCUGGAACUCACACUUCACCGUUGCAGAGCAUUAGCAAAUAAAAUAAAUUGUUUUUAUUUACUGUUUUCUGAUCCACCAGACUUGUAUUCUAACUAUACGUGUGAUUUUCCUUCAUUUGUUCUGUCUUCCUGCAGGUUGAUGAGUGCCCUCAACUAGUGAGUUUCUCUUUGGGUUUCGAAUUGUAUGCUUGGUUACAUGUUUGCAUUCAGUGGGAUAAGGAAAUGUUAGUGUGAGUUGGGCUGCACACAGAUGAGCCACUUUACUAGUGUCUAUAAUCUUAGAAACUGCUGCUGUUAUCUGUGUAUCUUCUAAUCAGAUCUGCGGCCAGAAGUAUUGUGUUGAGGAAAGCUAAGGGUACUUAAGUGUCUAUGAAUUAGC